AAAGGCAGACCGCUGGAUCUUUUGGCGUUUGCGUUUCGCUGUGCGACCAUAGAUAGUUUCGGUUUCAUCAAACCAUUCCCUUCGUUACUCCGUCGUAGUCUUGAACCCUCGAACAUCAACUCCUUGGAUCGUCUCUCUGAUGGCCGCCAUUUCGACUGCUUCAGCACCAUCUCUUCGCAGCUUGAGAUCUUCAUGUCCCGAAUCUGCUCUCGCCAUCGGAUCACGGAAGCUUCUGUCGUUCCCGACGAAGAUUUCUUAUCCGCUCACGCAAUCUACGAACAGUAUCCAUGACGAGUGUAAGAGAAUGGUGGUCUCUGUUCGAAGUGUCGAUGAGCAGAUCUCUGACAAAUCGUUCUCCGCCCCUUCUUCUACAACUCAAAAAUCAAAGGUGAAGAAGCACGCCAUUUCGGUAUUUGUUGGGGAUGAGAGUGGAAUGAUUAACAGGAUUGCGGGAGUAUUUGCUAGGAGAGGAUACAAUAUUGAGAGUCUUGCUGUCGGUCUAAACAGAGACAAGGCACUCUUCACCAUAGUUGUCUGUGGAACUGAAAGGGUACUUCAGCAAGUCAUUGAGCAGCUCCAGAAGCUCGUUAAUGUUUUAAAGGUUGAAGAUAUCUCAAGCGAACCACAGGUAGAGCGUGAACUAAUGCUAGUAAAGGUUAAUGCACAUCCAGAAUCCCGAGCAGAGAUUAUGUGGCUAGUUGAUACUUUCAGAUCGAAAAUCGUGGAUAUUUCGGAGCACGCAUUAACUAUUGAGGUGACUGGAGAUCCGGGAAAGAUGAAUGCUGUUGAAAGAAAUUUGAGAAAAUUUGGAAUCAGAGAAAUUGCCAGGACAGGAAAGAUUGCACUGAGAAGGGAGAAGAUGGGUGAAUCUGCUCCAUUUUGGCGAUUUUCGGCAGCAUCCUAUCCAGAUCUCCAGGAGCAAGCACCUGUUAGUGCUCUUCAGGGUUCCAAAAAGGGAAGCGUGUUCUCUGAAACUGAUUCAGCUGCAGGGGGAGAUGUUUAUCCAGUCGAGCUGACUUCUGACCUCAUGGUAAAUCAUGUUCUUGAUGCUCACUGGGGACUUCUUAAUGAAGAAGAUAUGAGUGGGCUCCGGUCCCAUACUCUGUCUUUGCUUGUAAAUGACGCUCCAGGAGUCCUUAAUCUUGUUACUGGUGUAUUUGCUCGAAGGGGCUACAAUAUUCAGAGUUUGGCUGUGGGACAUGCUGAAACUGAGGGUCGGUCGCGCAUUACAACAGUUAUUCCCGCUACUGAUGAAUCAAUCAGCAAAUUGGUGCAGCAACUUUAUAAACUUGUAGAUGUGCACGAGGUUCGUGAUCUCACACAUUUGCCGUUUGCUGAAAGAGAAUUGAUGCUGAUAAAGAUUGCUGUGAACACUGUUGCCAGAAGGGAUGUCCUGGACAUUGCUAGUAUCUUCAGAGCAAAAGCUGUUGAUGUAUCUGAUCACACAAUUACUCUGGAGCUUACAGGGGAUCUAGACAAGAUGGUUGCCCUGCAGAGGUUGUUGGAGCCUUACGGAAUUUGCGAGGUUGCGAGAACAGGGCGAGUUGCGUUGGUUCGGGAAUCAGGAGUAGAUUCCAAGUAUCUCCGUGGAUAUUCCUUUCCUUUGUAGGUUAAGCUCUCUGGGGAGAAAGAUAUAAAAGUGGCACCAUGAAUCUACAUUUGGAAGAAAAGCUUUCACAGGGUUUUGGACACACACAUAUAUACAUAUAUAUAUAUAUGUUCCAUUUGGGGAAUUUUUAAAGUUUUUUCAUACAGUUGCAGACAAGGAUACAUGACACAACAAGAAAAAAGCAGGAAAGGCUUUUUUUUUUAUCUGUCUAUAGAUUUUAUGUUUUGUCUU
Molecule: messenger RNA, 1840 nt
Organism: Tarenaya hassleriana
Lineage: Eukaryota; Viridiplantae; Streptophyta; Magnoliopsida; Brassicales; Cleomaceae
Product: acetolactate synthase small subunit 2, chloroplastic-like
Exons: 12
Coding region: 140-1609 (489 amino acids)
Biological process (GO): L-valine biosynthetic process
Cellular component (GO): cytosol
Molecular function (GO): acetolactate synthase activity; acetolactate synthase regulator activity
Source: RefSeq, a predicted model, not a curated record